Molecule: messenger RNA, 24793 nt
Organism: Pocillopora meandrina
Lineage: Eukaryota; Metazoa; Cnidaria; Anthozoa; Scleractinia; Pocilloporidae
Source: the annotation of a GenBank genome assembly
GCCUACAGCGAUUUUUAAACGUCAAACGUACGUGACGGCAGAACUUGCGUGUUGUUCGUUUCACCAAAAGUAAACAACUUGAAGUCGAAUUCACAUUCUCACGUGAUCGCUCACGAGCUGCAGCCUCGCUGUGGCGAAGCAAUGAAUUUGAUGAUAUCAUUCAGAUUCGACAAGUGACCGCAGAAAAUUUUUAGUUUUGCUUUUACAGUUGCCUGCACUUCAGGAAUGGCUUCGUUCUUUAAGUUAGUCUAUCUUUGUUCUGUGAAAUGGAUAAUUUGAAGUGUGGUUAUUUUUGGAGCUUCAGCAAGUUGGAAAGAUCAUCGACAAUCUUGCCUUAGUCUAGCCGGUCAAACGAAAACAAUUUGAGGAUCUGGUACCAAUCACGUUUCAUCCUCUUCGAAGGCAGCAAUUUUGAGUCGUUUAAGGAUUAAGCAAGAACGUAAUGGCAUCUGUGAAAGUAGCAGUGAGAGUGAGGCCUUUCAAUCAAAGGUAAGACGCAAUUGUUAAGUUAGCAUCCUAAAGUUUGAGUCAGUUGAGUUGGCGUUAUUCGUUUAUCUUUCGUGUCACGACUUUUGGCUUUGCAGGGAAAAAGGCAUGGGCGCUCAAUCUAUAAUCGAGAUGGAAGGAAAGAAAACAACCAUUAUGAAUAUCAAGGUAGGCAUAUUUAGUCGCAAAUGUGCUUUUGUUAAGCGUGCUAAAAUGUUGUAACUUUAUGAAUCAGGUGUCGUGUAGAGUGACCAUCAAAACACGACGAAAGUCAUGUGUAAUACGGCAGGUCGAGUUCGUUUAUUCAGUAUUUUUAUUUCAGGCAAAUGCAUUAACUGGUGAUGGAGAGAGGCGAAAUCGCGUGAAGGAUUUUUCUUUCGAUUUUUCCUACUGGUCUGUUAACGAGAGAAGCCGACACUAUGCUUCACAAGAAAGGGUAAGAUUUGCAUAAGCGCACUUGUCUAGUACAUUCCAUGAUCAAUCGAGCACUUGAUCGCAUGCUCGAUUGUUUUUACAAUGAUAUUCAUGUAUGUUCUUGCAAGUUUUGACAUAAAUUUCUUUACAAACCUGUCGAUUUUCCAAUCAUCGCUGAAAAGUUAAUCCAACGUCCCAGUGGGUGACAUGGCGUUCCCGAGAAACGACCCACUUAAAUUUAAGAGCCAUUGUAGGCCCUCCUUCGAAUCGUUGUUUACGUCCGUUAUUGUCACUUGUAUAUUGAUCUCAUGAGCAGACCGGCUCAUCUAAAUUUAAGAACUAAAUUUCCGGACGUUUCCAUUGUCCUUUCAGUUUGAGAGCAAUCCUUGAUUUUAUUAAGAUAGGAAUAAUUUGCAAGUCAAACGAUUGUAUUUCAGCUUGAUCAGGGUUAAAAAAAUAUAGUUUUAUUGUCUAGUUUCAAAUGAAAACAUUAAAUGUAAUGCAUUCUUUAACGUUAUAAAUAGAUUGCUUUGUUCUGAAUUUAAACACAAAGGGUGAUUCUCUCGAAAGAAAUUCUGUUGUGCAUGGUAACAAAUUUAGCAAGUUAAUUAUGUAUAUCAUGCUGAUUUUUUAACUCAAACAGCUGGUCAUGUAUGUAAUCGUUAUUUGAAGCCACGGGAGAUUGUCAGAAUUAUUUGUUUUGAUCAGGGGGAAUAACUGUAAAAAAUUUCAUUUGCAUGGAGUAACAAUGCAAUAAUUUUUCAACAAAAAUAACUGUAAGUAAGAGAUUAUGAAUUGAUCAACUUUCUAUUAAGUCAAUCAAUCAACACUUUCUUUCAUUUACUCUCAAAUCAUUCAUUUGUCAUAAUCAGGUUUGUUUAUAUUUUUUUUUUGGCAUUAUGCUUUGAAGUAACUUACAUUUAUCCAGUGAAGAUACAUGUAAGUUAGGUUGUGGCAUUAAAAUCGAGAUGAUUAUUUUUACUUUGUCUGGGAAAGAAACAACAACUAUCAAUGCCAAAAUUUCUGAACCAUGUUUUGCCACAUAACCAAAAGCCUUGCAUAUGAAACAAUAAUAAGUAAAAUCUGAACACUCCAAAAAAAGCAAAGAACUUUUUUCCUCUGCAGUAAUUUAUGCAGUUGUUUGGAGAGCUUAGACCAACAUGGACCUACAGCUCAGCUGGUUUUCUGUUUAUCCUUUUUAGUUCAAGAUGUCAAGGAGAACAUAUGAAAUACUGACCAGAAAUUUGAGGCUCAGCAGUCACCUCUUUUAUUAACAUCCAUCCACUUGUACUUAAAAACUCCAAGAAAACCCUAAAAUCAUCCAGCCAAACUGCCUACAUACAUUAUCAGCAUAGCCUUCAAAUUUAAUUUACAUUUAUGACUGUGCGAUUGUAAUGUUAUGGCAAAUCAAGCAACAAAAUGCUCUCCAUAGCUGCAUUGCAAUGUAAGCAACUGCAGAAAAGAAACCUAAAAAAAAUUUGGCUAUUACUAUUAGGUGCCAAGUCUACCAACUGAGCUAUGAGGCCACACAUUGGAGGUCAGGUAAAGUUAAGAGGGUUCAUCUCUUCUGUAAAGGAAUCUGAUCACAAUUUUAAUGAAAUAAAUUUUAUUUGACCUUGCUUGAUGUUCAUCUGCAGGUGAAAUGAAAUUUAUUUCAUUCAAAUUGUUGAGGCCUAGCUCAAUCCAUUUGUCUCCUACAGGUAUUCAAAGACCUUGGCACAGAUGUCCUUAAAGCAGCAUUUGAGGGUUACAAUGCAUGCAUUUUCGCUUACGGACAAACUGGUUCUGGCAAGACCUACAGCAUGAUGGGAAGUCCAGAUAACCAGGGUCUGAUACCAAGGAUAUGCGAAGGUUUAUUUUCAGGCAUGCGUAAUAAUGCUGAUAAUGGACCUUCUUACCGAACAGAGGUCAGCUUUUUGGAAAUCUACAAUGAGCGUGUCAGAGAUCUUCUUAGACCUCCCAUAAAGGGAAGGCCUGUUCACUCGUUGAAAGUCAGAGAACAUCCUAAGGAAGGUCCCUAUGUUCAGGGUGAGCUUCUGAAAGACUUUUUCUUGGGUGGAGGGCUCUCAUGCAUUUAGUUUUGUUAAUCUUUUUUUCAGUAUUGCAUUAUUGCAUUUUAUUUGCCAUGUGUGAUCUUCAACAUACUAAAUAAUGUAAAACCAUUAGAUAAGAAAGAUGGUAAAUUUUUUAACUCAUAGUAACAGGUUAAAGAAAGAUGUUAGGAAGAUGCUUUUAUUAGGAGUUCUUGAAGUUCUUUUUCUUGAGUAUGCCUGUGUCAUUGACAAAAUAGUGUAAUCUUUUAAGAAAGAUGUUACAAGUGUUACAAGUCUCUGCAGCUCAGUAGUAGAGUAUAGAAGAGUUUGAUUCCUGAGGAAAUGUAGGAUUUUUCUUUAUUACUGGUCCAUGAUAAGACAAAUAACCUUCUUAUCUUUCUCACCUUUUCUGUUUCAUUUUCUCGGUUUUAAUUCAUUUUCCUAUCAGCCAAUACUUUGGAGUCAUGAUUGGCACCCUGGACCCACAAUUGCCAGGUCCAGGUUUAAGCCCUCAGGCCAGAUCACAGCAUUCCUUUUACAUGCAGGACCCAUUAUACUCUCUCUCUCUCUUCUCUGGAUUAUUCACAGAUACCUCCAACUAUUAGGUUUAACAUGCCAUGGUUGACUAUGUCCAACUAGCAGUUAUCCCUUUGGACUGUAAUAUCAGUAUCCAUAUUCCUCAUAAUUUUUCCUUUACAUUUCCUUCUGUACUGAGAAGGAGAAUUUGUUUAAUAAUGAAAGCUUCUUAGGUUGGGAAACAUUUCUGUUAUUCUCGUGAUCUCAAUGAAUGAUGCAGCAGUAUUAUUGUAAGGAGAAUUCAGAUGCUGGUCAUUCUAAUGGUUUAAAGAGUUAAUUCCCAUUUAAUCUAUGCCACAAACUGAAACCAUAAUAAUAAUAAUAAUAAUAAUAAUAAUAAUAAUAAUAAUAACUUUAUUUACCGAGGGUUACACAUUACAUUUAAGAACUGGUAAACGUGUGGCCCUCCCCUAAGAUAUAAAACUAAUUUAUAAAUAUAAAAAAAUAGAAAAGUAAAUGUAAUAUUUAGUGUAAUAUUAAAAAGGGGUCAGACAAUAUCAAAAACUCAUGAAACAGGAAAGCUAUUCAAGCCAGCAUAACCUUCCUUUAUAAAAUUACCAUAAUUCUGUUUGAAUGCAUUAACACUGGUGCUAGAUCUUGUAUUAAUAGGUAGAGAGUUCCAAAGUUUUGUGGCUGUAACAAGAAAAGUUUUUCCACCUUCUGUGUGUCACAGUUAUACCUUGGACAGCUUAUAUUUAUAUCACUAUAAUGCAAGGUUCUGGUUGACAGGUCACUGAUAUUCACUUAUCUGCCACCUAAGUACUCUGGGCUUUGUCUAUUUAAGCAUUUGCAGAAUAAGCAUAAUUUAUUUACCAUUUUGUGUAUAAACCAUAGAGGAAUAUAUUUUAAGGAUCAUGAAACCUUAUCUUCAGUUAUAUGUGUUUGUUAUACAAUGUUUGUAAUUUUGUAAUAUAAUUUUCUUCCUUUUCCACAGAUCUUACCAGGCAUCUUGUAUCAGAUUAUGCAGCCAUAGAAAAUCUGAUGGAACAGGGUAACACCCAUCGGUAAAUACAAGUCAGUUACGCUGUAAUUAUUAUCCACAUAUCAACUGUAAUUGUUGAUUGAUGGUACUUACUGAUAACAGCUACAUUCUCUAUACACACUCCUUUAUGAUUGCAAAAUUUAAUAUGUAGACUAAGGCCUGGCUCAAAGUUGAAUUUUACAUGUGCUACACCUAAAACCAAUUUGGGUCGACCCAAAUAAUAAAGUUCAGCAGUUUAUUCAAAUGUCAAACUUAAUUAACUUGAAAUUAAUUGGAAAAAUGAUCAUGACUCUAUGGCAGUCAACAGUAAUAAUAAAUAAUAAAGUCCGGCAGUUGAUUCAAAUGUCAAACCUAAUUAACUUGAACUUAAUUGGAAAAAUGAUUAUGACUCUAUGGCAGUUAGUAGUUAUUGGUCACCAAAAUGGAGGAAAAAAUGUGGGAAGACAAAUUGUGGAAAUGAAGAGCUUAUUUUUCUUGCAAGUGCAAUAAAGGAGGAUAGAAGAAGGUGACUGAAGAUGCAUUUGGCAUUAAAUAACCUGGCUGCUAGGAGGAGAUGAGUUUUGAAUUUGGCUUGCCUUCUAUAAUUGCUCAUUUCCCAAAGGAACAUCACUGUUCCUUGUCCAGUUCACACUUGUUGUCGGCUAAAAUGAAAUACUGGCUGGUGGGAAAAUGUUAGCAACAUCUAUUCAGAGGUAAGGUUCAAGAAAACCUUCAGAGUAUCCCAGGUAGCAUAUAAUUUUAUCCUGAACAAUAUUGAACCCUCCCUUAUUCAGCAAAUUGUGAUGGAAGAAGUGAUAUUGCCAGGCAUUGAGGCUUGCUAUUUGUCUGUAUAGACUAGAUAGAGGAGAAUAUCUUAAUACCAUUGUAGAAAUUGCUUUUCUAUCCACUGGCCUGAUUUGGGAAAUCUGCCUCCUGAUCAUUGCCUUCACUUUCCAGAAGGUUAAAUUUUGUUGUCAUUUCCUCUUGAAAACAUGACUUACAAUAUGCUACCAUACUGCCUGCUUUCCACAUGCUACAUUCUUGUUGUUUCCAAACAGAGAACACAGCAUACAGAAGUAGUUCAUGCACCUCAGGCAUGUAUAUUUCAUGCUCUCAAAGUAAGAGGAAUACAUAUUUUCCGCUCUUCUUGCCAUUUUGUCGCAAAACAAGUCCUGUGUGCAUGACAAAAUAUGCUAAACGUGGGUAAAAAAAUUAUCAAUUUAAUGUAUUUGUAAUGUAUGCAUUAGAUUCGGCACAUGAAAAGCUUCAACAUAUGAAAUGAUAUCAAUCUAAUUGAUUCAAACCUUGAAUUUAAAUGCAAACUGAACCUAAUUAUUAGAUUCGGCACAUGUAAAGUUCGACAUUUGAACCGGGCCCAAGUUCAAUUUUUGUCUGGUAGAAAAGUUUUAAAAGUUGCUUUUCUUCUUUUCUUUUUUCUUGCAUAUUGUGAUUUUUUAACAAAAACCUUUUCCACUAAAAUUAGACUAUUGAACUAAAUGAACUACAUUCACAAUACAUGCAUAUUCUGUACAUACAUGUAUCACAGGUGACGGACAUAUACACAUUUUCUUACCCUGGAAAGUGAAAUAUUCCUUGUAUUUUGCUUUUUAUAUAUAUCUUUCCAGAACUCUUUAUAUACUGUUUGUCAUAACGAUGUCACCUGAACAGGAAUUGUAGCAGGUUAUAAUGUACAUGUAAAAACAUAUCUUUGAAAUCUAUUUUAUUAACUUUUAGGGUUACAGCAAGUACUGGGAUGAAUGACACCAGCAGCAGAUCACAUGCAAUAUUUACAAUCAAUUUCACACAAGUCAGUAACUUCAAUUUUUUUUCUUUUUUUUUAACACAGAACCUAACCACAUGUGAUGCAUCCUCUGAGAAUCAAAUUGCCAUCCUUGAUCCCUCACUAUGCUCAUUUAAAGCUCUCUCCUUUGGGGAGAUACUUCACUUCUGUAGUGCUUUUCUGAUUUCCUCUUUAAGUCUGUAUAAGUAGCAAUAAACUUCCUGGAAAACUUGGACAAACUGUGAGGAUCAACUUGUGAUAGACAAGCAUCUGAGCAAUAACAAAAACACUGGGAUUACCCCUAGGAAUUUUGUGGGACCAUUUAAAUUUAUAUCUUUGUAUCGUCUCUAUAAAAUUACCAAUAAGUUCAAAAUGAACAAUAGGUCAAUGAAUAUUGUUUUUGUUUGUUUGUUUGUACUCAAACUGUAGGCAAAGUUUGACCAUGACAUGCCUUGUGAAACAGUCAGCAAGAUCAACUUGGUUGAUUUAGCUGGAAGGUAAAAUGUUUUCAGUAUUUACUGUUAUCUCAUUUUUCACUUGUCUCAACAAAAAAUAGGAAAUGCAAAACUGCAUUAUUCAGUCUUUAUCAAAUAAAGUUACUGUAAUUUUUCAUUAAUCAAUUAUUGAUUAAUUUUCAAUUCAUUAACAAUUGAUCAUUAGCAUUUUAUGAUGGGUGUAACAAUACAUCUUGAGCAGUUCCAUACUGUAAAUGUUGUAAUUUCGCAGUGAGAGGGCUGACGCCACAGGACUGACAGGUGAACGACUGAAGGAAGGUGCCAAUAUCAACAAGUCACUGGUCACCCUGGGAACUGUCAUUUCUGCUUUAGGUAAUAAGUGCUCAGUAUGAUUUUGGAAAAACGUGAACUGUGAUGUGUCUUUUUCUGAAUAUGUGAAGUUGAUGAGUAUGUUUUCCUUCAAUUUCAUAACAGGUGUGAAUUAAUAUGUAGAGAUUACUGUCAGUAUUUCCUUAAAUUAACUGCCCACACUCCAAUAGAGGCCCUCCCUCAAAUAAGUGCCCACCUGUUAGGCCUAUAAUUGAGAGUGCCACCUUUCUGCUCCCUCACUUUUUGAAUAGUGUGGAUACAAGGAAAACCUCUCCCCAUUUUCUUUCUAUUAUAAUUAUUGAUAACUUUCUCAGCUUCAACUGCAGCUGAAUCAGAACAGGAGAAUAGUUUUGUAAGAGUGCCCCCCUCAAUUAAGCCUUUUCCAUCUAAUAAAUACCAGUCCUUUUAGCUGAAGUUUUAAAUGAGUGCCCAGGCACUUAUUCAAGGAAAUACACUAUACUUGUAUAUCUAAUGUGUGCAGGCAGAUUAUGGUAUUUUAUGCCUCACUAUAUGUCAUUUCAUGAUUAUAUUUCAUCAUAUUCAAUUUUAAUUAGCUUUCAACCAGAAUGAUCAUAAUCCAACAUGGUAUUGGAUCAACUAAUAAUCCCCUAAAUUGCAUUUUUCUUUACUCUCAUUACUUGUCUGCUUGUUUUUGUAUUGAUAUUGUAAGGAGAAAUUCUGUCUUGGUCACUCAUGGAAGUAAGACAGUUAAAAAUGGUUGGAAACCCCUGUUUAUUAGUAAAGGGAAAUUCCUAAUAAUAUUUUUGAUUUAAAAUUGAAUAUUCCUUACAGCUGAUGCAUCAACAGGGAGUCAUAGUUCAUCUCAUCAUCAUCACAAGUUCAUCCCAUACCGAGAUUCUGUUCUGACCUGGCUUCUGAAGGACAGUCUGGGAGGAAAUUCAAAGACUAUCAUGAUUGCCAGUAAGAAACUUUCUGUCAUUUAUUUUUAACCAUUAUUAUUGUUCAGUGAUCAGCUUUCCCUCCAGGGCUCAGACCACACCAUGCUCCUGAGCAUUACAUGAAUGUUUGGUUCUCUUUAACCCUUAACUCCCAAGAUCUCACUAGUAGUUCUCCUUACUGUCUGCUUAUGGUUCUUGCGAUGUUAGUUUUGAGAAUUUGGUAUUGGAUCAACUAAUAAUCCCCUAAUUAAUAUUUUUCUUUAUUCUCAUCAUUUUCUGCCUCAUAUCAUAUUGAUAUUGUAAGAAGAAAUUCUAUCUUGGUCGCUCAUGGGAGUUAAAGGGUUGACCAUUUGCAUCCUAACAUCAGUAUGCAUAUUCUCCAUACUAUUCUCUAUACAUUUCCUUCGUUUCUGGCAAGGAGAAUUUGAUUAACAAUCAAAUGCUUCUUUGGCUGGUGAUCAUUUCCUUUAUUCUUGUGACCUUAGUGUUUAAUUUGACUUGCUAGUCACUCUGAGGGGCUCAAGGUUUAAGUUACAAUUUAGGAAUGGAGUUCUUGUUAGCUUGUGGGCACUAGCUGAAAGCACAGUCUUUUAGAUUUUGUUUAUUUUGUUGUUGACUAGAAAAUUAUAGCAUCACCUUAGUUCUCAGUAUUAAAUUGGCAAAAUAGUAGGCAGGCCUUUGUUUUCCUUCCUUGUUAAGAUGCACAAUAUACACUGCAUGUCUUGGCUGGGCCUUGUUAGAGUGAGGCCCAUCCUUCAAAGAGAGAUGGCAGUGCACAGACUGCAAAAAAACUUUAUAAUGAUUAUAUUAUGCAGUCAGUGACAGAAUUUAUUUGCUGUUCUCCUUAGCCAUCUCACCAGCAGAUGUAAACUAUGCAGAAACACUCAGCACUCUGCGAUAUGCCAAUCGUGCUAAGAAUAUCAUCAACAAACCCACCAUCAAUGAGGUGAGGUAUUUGUUACAUGGAAGCAUUUUGCCUUACCUCUCUCAUGUAUGGCAGCAUUGUACACACUCAAUGCACAUGCAAUUUCCAAGCACUCAAAAUGCAAACUGUGUGUCACUACAUACACCUGUGUCUUAUAAAAAAUGUACACAUGUGAAUGUGAAAAGCAUGUUAAUAAUUACACAAAUUAGUAAUUCAGAACUCAUUAUGUGUGUGUUCUGAGACAAAAGAUUGGAUUCAUAAUAAUGUGUAAGAUUUCCAUAGAGCAUUAUAAAGUGAGUUGCUAUAUUUGUUGCAUUAAUGUCAACAUAUCAAAAAAAGAAAAAAAGGGAAACUUGAAAAAUGCAAAUUAAAGCCUUUAGGGAGUGCAAUUUGAAAUCUUUGGGUAAUUUAAAAUGACUUAUUCUUUCCAAAGAGGACAAGAAAUCAUUUGAAUACUCACAGUUGUAUUGACAAAAAUUUACUUUUAGUUUCAGCUUUCUGCAUUGUGUGGUAUCAAUUGAAGCACCACUGUCAAAACAUUUUGCAUACAUGUUUAUAAUUGGGUAGAUAAAAAUUCAUAGUAUGCUGUAAAUUUGCAAGUCUCCCAGUAUUUUCCCUAAUUGUGGAACUUCACAGAUCUCUUCUUUUUAUUUCAGGAUGCUAAUGUGAAGCUCAUUAGAGACCUGCGAGCUGAAAUAGACCGGCUGAAAAAUAUGAUUAGCCCGGUAAGAAAGGAACUGCUUACUACAGAAGAGAUUACUUAUUUCAUAAAAUAAUCAAAACUUGCUUUUUUUUACGCCUGUUAAUCUUUAAGUGGUUUUUGAACAUAUGCCUCAGGUUAAAAUUUGGUUUGACCUCUUAUCUCUGCAGGAAAUGUUAGGAGAAGCUGAAUUAGCUGCUGCCAAAAAACUGUCAGAGAAUGAAGCACGUGUGACAGAACUCACUGAUCGGUGGAAGGACAGAUGGAGAGAGACCCAGAGAAUAUUAGAGGUUCACAAUUUUUAAAAAUUUAUUCAGUGUUUUUCACAAUGGUUUUGAAGUACUGAGAUGUGUAUGUACAGUCGAGAAUCCUUCUUACUCACACCCAGUUAACUCUAAUCCUCUAAUAACUCUAAUAACUAGCUCGAACAAAAUCCCGUUUCUCUUGGAUUUGACCCCAUUUUUCUAGUCAUUUACUAUCAGCUAACUUGAACUUGCCAUGACUAACUCAAACUCCCCCUAAACUUGAUAUCUUGAUGCAAUGUCGAUUGAUAAACAUCAAAGUGUCAGAACAUAGAUGAUUGAUGUAGUAUGUGUAACAAAACUUCUCAAACUAAACUUUGUUACAAAAAAAGCUCCUAUAAAACAAACAAAAUUCAUGAAAAUUACUGUUCAUCAUGAAAGAAUGGUGAAACCGUUAUUCCUCAUUAAUUACGUGUUCUAACAGGAUAAUUGAAAUCAACGCCAACCCCAAUUACUCAAACUCCCUCUGACAUGAACCAUUGUUUGUUUUCCUGGGGAGUUUGAGUUAGGGGGAUUCUACUGCAUGUGUACACCCCAGACAAAACAAAGGAAAAUCUUCUCACCCAACAACUUAACUCAAAAGUAACCAUCUUUACUAAUAAAUGUAGACUGAUUCACUCAGCUAAUUACACCUAGAGGAAUGUAUAGGAAACUAAUGCCUUACUUUAAAAUUUUGAAGUACAAAGUUCUGUAAAUUUUACUUAUAGAAUUAUAUUAAUGUAAUUUCUCUUUGUUUUAGGAAAGAGAAAUGAAGCUUCAGCAAGAAGGUGUUGGAAUCAAGAUGGAUUCAGUUCUUCCUCAUUUAGUUUUAGUGGAUGAUGAUCUUCUUAGCACUGGAAUUGUUGUCUAUCAUCUUAAGGUAGUUCUCCACCAUUUUUUGGUGAAAAUUUUUGUUACCAGUUUUAGGUAUAAAAUCCCAUAAGGCUAACCCUUACCCCCACCCCUUCCAAGCCAACUUAAGAGGCUAUUGAUUAUUAAACAAAUUCUCCUAAGUAGCACUUUAAGAAAUGUAUGGUGAAGAGUAUGGAGAAUGUGUAAAGGUGGAACAUAAAGGCAAAAUAUUGUGCCUGCUUUUAGAAAGUUGCCUGUUUAACUCACCUGAAUAAACUCUCCUAAACAACAUCUCAAGAAUUGUAUGGCAGACAGUUGGGAGAAUUGCUAUUGAAAUCUGGGAUUGAAAGUGUUUAGCAUGAACCAUGAAACAAAUUUGAUGAAAAAAAUAUAUAUUUUCCCAUCUUAAUGGGAAAAGCUUAUUACCUUUCAGUUUGAUGUGGCAUGUUGACAAAGUUAAUUAGUGAAUGCUUUUAAAAUCAAAACAGUCUAUAACAGUUUUUGAGUGCAACCUCUUGCAUGUAAUGUACAUACAGAAGGUUUAAAACUUAGUUAAUGAAAGUUUAGCUCUGAGCACCUCUCUGACGUGAAAAAGGGCUGAGAAAGAGUAUUAAUUUGAGAUUUUGGAGUUUCAUUAAGGCUUCAGGCCUUUUAAACCAACGACAAUUAAAUGUUUACAAAGCCUUGUUUUUCUUAAUCAGUAGGUGGUAUUUUGAGAUCAGUCUGCAUGUGAUAAUUGUAUGCAUGUCUUUCUUUUGUCUUUCGAAAGCUUAUCCUUUGCACAAAGCCUCUCUAAGCUUUGAAAAUUCCUUGAAAUAUUUGACACAUUAGGCGACAUUGUGAGCAGUUCACCGAGGGCGUUGUUUUAUUUUGAAACAUGUGGUGAAGAAAUUUAUCUCUAACACGUAGCAUUUGCUUUCAAGCAAAUUUGCAUGUUAUGCUUCAAUGGAUCUGAGAGAAUUUGAGGAAUCUGUUACUUGUUACGUAUUGGUUUUUAAUAUGUACUUUGCUUUCAAAGUACUCUAAGUUUUUCAUAUUGCUCGGUGAUCGAGGGACUGAAACUGAUUGUUCUUGUUCUUUCGGUGAUUUUAAGGAAGGGUUCACUACAGCCGGACUCGCUGACAACCCAAAGAAACAAGAUAUUGGUAAUGUGACUGAAUUUUUGUAGCUAUAUUGCUGAGUAUUUUGUUGUUUGUGAUGAUCAAGCAACUCGGUAGUCUCCGAAUCACAUGUAUGUGUAUGUGGACAGUCAAUCAAAGUUUCCCCCUUCGUUGUAGAUGAAGAAACACAAGAAAAUUCUGCGUAGUUAUGCACUGUAAUGAUUACUUACUCUCAAAGAUUUUCAUACAGACGCGCAUUGUGUAUUAGAUACAUCAUGUACACGUUUUCGCUACUCGUAACUACCAGACUCGCGGGGGUUUGAAUCAAGAACCUGGAUAGUGUUGAUAAUCUAUACAUUUCUAGCAAGUUAUAAUCUUUUUCUCAAGAAAUCAACGCGUUGAAAUUCAAAGUAUGUAAGGUUCCACUGAAUGAAAUGUAACUAAUUGAUUACUCUUGAAUAUAGAAUUUCUAGUAAGUUGUUUUGGCAAUCAUAAUAAUCUACGAAAUUCAUGCGCUUCUUGUGCAUAAUUCUCCUCUCUUCUGAUCACUCAAACCACUUACUGAAUUUGAUUAUUUCUACCAAUCCCUGGUCGACGAAGUUAAAUUACGAUUUGCAUUUAAAUAGUCGACGGACCGUAAGAGUGUGUCUGUAAAUCCUCUCAGACGACCGAAACAUCCAGGCGGAAAAAACUGUCGGCCAAAUAACGAUUUUAUUCACCAUGAACAACCAUUCUGGUUUUUAUUGUGAAGUGCGUUGACUAUAUGGGUACUUUAUUUUCGUGAUUUCUUGAAAUUAGUUUAAAAUAUAGAAGUUAAGCAUUGUGUAAUUGUUUGAGCUAAAAUUAGUUUGAAGACUAUAAUAGCCUAAAACGCAUAAAGAGAACUCUAUCAAGCAACACGUGUUAUAUAAUAAGCUCAGUUAUGCACGCAUUCUGAUUGGUUCUCACUUAUGGUCUAUAAGGGGACAGACGUAUAAUUGACGUCAUCAUUAAAAUUUUUUUUAAUUCUUUAUUAUAUAAAACAAAUAGAUUCCAAGUUGCCGUGCGUCUGUUCAGUAAUAGAUCACAGAGGGCGUCAAAAUGUGGUAAGAACAUCAGUGACACACUCGGCUGCGCCUCAUGUGCCACUUUUUUGUUCUUACUACAUUUUGACGUCAUCUGUGAUCUAUUACUGAACAGACGCACGGCAACUUGGAAUCUAUUUGUUAGACUGAUUGGAUUAUAGUUUUGUUUUCAUAGACAAAUUAGUACUUUCAGUAAAAUUAACAUGUUUUAAAUUCCGUACAAGGCCUUUGUUAGUAUUGUACAAUCUAAAUCAGUUACUUAUUUCACUCUAGAAUCUAUGUAACAAAUAGAUUCCAAGUUGCCGUGCCCCUAUUCAGUAACAGAUCACAGAUGACGCCAAAAUGUGGACUCUGGUCCUCUCAAUCCGCUGUGAGUUUUUAAAAUAUCCCCACAACGUCUUUUUCAAAAUAGUGAAUGUAUUUUCUUGUUUCUUUAGUAAUCAGCGGACCCGAUUCAGAGGAGAAUCACUGUGUAUUUGAACACAGCAAAGGUCAUGUAAUCCUCAACCCGCUGGAUUCGAAAUGCACCGUCAAUGAACAUGCCAUUUCGAAGCCGACAAGAUUAUUUCAAGGUAAUACUACUUGUACUUUGGUCAGACAGCUGGGGGGAGGAGGGAUGAUUUUUCCAAAGGAGGGAAGCUCUUAUCCAGGGUUCAAAGUCGAACUUGGGAUAAUAAUGGUGACAGAACGCAUUGUUUUAUUUGUCAGGUGAUGUGAUUCUGUUGGGUACGACAAACGUUUUUCGUUUCAACCAUCCUAGAGAAGCAGCAGAGUUAAGAGAGAAGAGAAAGGUAAGGUUUCAUAUUUCCUCUCCGUCAUACGGAAACUGAAUGUUUGAUCCUAAUAGCCAUGAGGAUCAGUUUGCUACUGCAAAUACACGUUUUGUGGCAUUUGUCUGUACCUAUUGUUUCUAAAUCCUCUUCUUUUAUUAUUUUAAGUGAUUUUUUAUAUAUUAUUUUGUAGCCUAACUCCUGUAAUAACGCACUAAUUUCCAAUAAGGUAUCCUAAAAUGUUUUCGGCAGAAAUCGUUUAGGUAAAAUGGCGGUAUAUUUUCCCUUCUCCCUACCAUCAAUAACUUAUUGAAGUUUAUAAUUGAAUUCAGCCUUUUCGGGUUUCAAAAAUCCCUACUUCCUAAAUGAGCUCGGGUGCGAGACACUUCUUGUGAAAAGGGUUUUGGCAGAGAUUAUAACAUUAUAGUCAUAUCGAAGGCGUACCCUCGUUUUGAAAUAGAGACUUUGGGCAUCUCGGAAAUGACCAAUAUCUUUAAACCUCCCCUCCCCUCCCCUCCCUUGCCCUCUCCCUCCCACCUCUGCCAUCCUGUGUUGUGUUGUUUGUUUACUGAUCAUUCUAACUCUUAAUCUACUUAUCUUGUUUCCUAACCGAUAAUUUCGUUGUCAUGGCCACACCAACUAUUUACAGGAAGAACGUGGGGUGAGUAAAUAGCUCUGAUUGUAAUUUCGAAAUAUGUUUCUUGUAAACUUCAUUAGCCGUCUUCCCCUACCCCCACCCUUUCCUUCCCCCUCCCCCCGUCCUAACUUGCUCCAGUACCUACCACCCUUUAAUUCUAUUUUAUAACUGGGGGGGGAUUAUUAUUUAUGUUACAACUUAAAUUUUGAUUGAGUCAAAAACUGAGCGCAAGAAAGCCCAACAGAUCAUUCAUGAUUAGCGCUUCGCUUCGGCGUGAGCGUGUCUUCGCCCGCGGGAAAGUACGCGGCCUUCAACAACACGGGCCGGUGAGAGAUCUCAAAGGGGUCUGGUACCACACCCCGGUAAACCUCUCUCCGACCCUCUCAAAUCUUCCCGCAGGCGGAGAAAUGCACGUCCUGUAGCGCGAAUAAUGAGGGCCUGCUCCAAGGCUACUGUUUCUUUUUGACCCUUCAAUUCCCAUGAGUGACCAAGACAGAAUUUCUCCUUACGAUAUCAAUACAAUAUCAACCAGAUUAGUGAUGAGAGUAAAGACAAAUGGUUGACAGUAAGGAGAAUUACAAAUUUGGUCUGAGAGUUAAAGGGUGAAGUUUGAUAAGACCACGUAAUCAUUUCAAUUAAUAUAAUAACCUUUGAUUCAUUAACAGAGUUCUCUUGGUGGGGCUUCCUCACUGGCUUGGUCUACAAAAUUCCGCAGCGAAACAGACUUGGUAUUCAAACGAGGAACAGAGUAAGCGUUUUAUAGUGGCAAUUUUUUAGGAGGCCUAGAAACUAGUACCCAUUUCCCACAUUCCGUAACAUGUAUCCAAUAAACAACUAAUCUCUCUUCGUUGAUAGAAAAAUCGCUGAAUACAAAUACUGCUGUCGCUAUGAUGCAGGAGAACUUUCGACUUUGAGACUUAAAUGUCGUUGGAAGUGUGAACUUUUUCGAGGAUAGAAAUUAAAAACUUUUGGCUGUCAAUAUAAAUAAGUAUCUAAAAAAAAAUUGUGAAAACGAGACGAUUUCGACUGAGCUCCUUACACUGGAUAAGUAGCUAUGCAGUAUUAACCCUUCAACUCCCAAGAUCUGAUAGUCAAUUCUCCCCACCAGCUACUACAUAUUUCCUUUUAAAUUAGUUACCAGAAUUUGGUGUUAGAUCAAGAGAACAACUUCUACUUGAUAUGUUUGAGUAUUCUCAUCACCUGUUUGCUGGAUAAUGUAUGGAUAUUUUAGGGAGAAGUUAGAUGUUAAUCACCUUAAUGAGUAAUCUGGUGUAAGAGCUGGCUCAAUAAACUCGUAUUGGUCAUUGAGCAGUUAUUACUAUUAACUGUCCCGUUGUAAGCACCUCUUGUGAAUGUAUAUUCGUUGUUGCAGGUUACUGCUAUCAGGACUUUGACAGGACUGUUAGUUCAACUUACUGAAAUUCUUUAGUGAGAGCAAUUUGCGAUUGAGUACUUUUCUGGGUUUACAUCCGGGACUGUUUUGGUGUUUACCUCAAUAGAGCUCUGUGAUUGGUCAUGGAGACUCACCAACUUUUCAACCAAUCAAAUACAAAGCUUAAUUUUUCGCGUUUUCCAGUGGUUCAGGAAGUUCGCAUGGUUUUUUUUUUGAAGUCCUCGUUUUUUAUUCUGAUCAGCUUUUUUGAUUACUUCGGUGUUUGUCUUUCAAACUCAAUCGGAAAUUGCUCUUAAAUACCGCACGUUAUAUGACUUAUUAUUAAAGUAAUGCAGCGCCAGCCUGCUUGAGAAAACACUUUUGAGACUGGACCUGAAAUAUUUCAAUCUAAUGACGAAGCCCUUCAUGCUUAGAUGUGAUGAUCGUGAUUUGAUUCUUGUCUGAGAUCAAGAAUAAAAACACUGAAUAGUUUCGUUCAGUGUUCUUAGAAAUGUCAUGCACUCAGCAGCAAUCUCCUAAGUAACCUAAAACACGCGAAUUAUCACCUGAUCUUUAUUCGAGAAGAUAACUGACUUCUCAAAGCCAAUAUCACUAACGUAUGGUUCUUGAUGUAAAUACAAAAAAAUAACUCAUUCUUCUUCUGUUUUAAAUCCACAGCGAAGAAUCUCUAAGUCGUCAACUUGAGGAGGCAAAGUAAGAAAUUUGUGAAAACGUUGUCUUCAACUUUCUCAUCUGCGCUGACUUUAAUGUGAAAAGAAAUAUCAGUGAUAUAUCAUUUUUAAUUUAUUUUGCUUAAAGAGUUUGUAGAAAUCUUUAAAAAUUUAUUUGCAAAAUUUGAAUUUUGAUUUUGAAAAAUUGUUUUGAUUAUUUCCAGACCAUGAAUAUUUUGUCAAUUUUUUGUGCCUUUAGAAAUGAACUGGAGAAACAGAAGCAGCUUGAAGCUUUAAAGAUUGAAGAAGCUAGGUAAUGCCAGCAGAAUAAUAAUGAAAUUUAGAGGCUGACUAAACAUCCUCUCCCCACGCCCCUACCCUUAUAGCGAGAGAAGUUUAUCAUAAGUUAUACAUUUCCCACCUCAAACAACACGCGCCUUUGGUGAUAAGGAAACUUCUAAAACCGAGAUUAAAACUUUUUGUGUCCAAUCUUUUGUGUCCUAGGGCGGAUUUUGCCUCACAGAUCCAAGAAGAAUCUAAACGACUCAAUGAAACAAGGUAAACACUCCAUUUACUCGACAUAAAUAAACGCCAAAUAUCACGGUUGAGAAGUUGAGAAGUUAAGAAGAAAGUACCUUAGAGCGCCUUCUAGCUAAGGGCUGUGUGAUGUAGCUUCUACAAGUCCUCACGCUCACUCAGCGCCAGCUGAUCCAGGUACAGGUACUGAGACUUUGGCGUGAAAUCAGCGUCGUAGCCUGGGUUCUAUCCUGGAACUAGCGACACAUCUGGCUUAAAUCGGUUGUUGCUUCUCGUCCUUGCUCUGAGAGUUCCACAAUGUCUCACCCCCCACAAAACCAACAUUCCAAAUCGUAGUUUUACCCGGAAAACAUUUAAUGUUGCAAGUUAUGUUUAUAUUUAUUCGACUGCGAGACACGAAGGGCUCGUCCUUUUCAGGCUCUAGCAUUUGUAAUAAAUGCAGUUUUUCUCUUCGUCAGGGCUGAACUCGAGCGACAGAGAAGGCUUCAUGCAAUGGAAGUGCAAAGUGUCGAAGAAGCAAGGUACAGAUUGCGCGCGCAGUUGAGCAACGUUCGUGUAGAUCAUUAAUUUGUGUAUCAAACAGUCAUAGCCUAUGCCAGACCUUUAGUUAACCCUUUAAAUCCCAAGAUUUCAUGAGUAAUUCUCCUUACUGUCUGCCAUACAGUUUAUGUAUUUCAGUUUGGAGAAUUUGGAAUUGGAUCAACCAAUAAUCCCUUAAUUGAUGUUUUUCUUAAUUCUCCGUACUUUUCUGCUUGAUAUCGUACUGAUAAUGUAAGGAGAAAUUCUGUCCAGGUCACUAGUCACUAAUAGCGAAGAGCGAAAACAUGAGAGAGCCUUACGUGUUGUUUUUAAGAGCUUCGAUUGUCUGACAUAAGCCUCCUCAUCAUUUCGCUCUGCGCUGCAGUUGCGUCCCAUAUACAAAAUGAACAUUUGGGACAGGUUGAACGGCCGAGCCGAUGGGCUCAAAUUGAAAGCAACCAUGAAAGAAUUGAAGCACAACAGACAUUAUGGAUUUUCUAUUUCAGGGGUUGACAAAUAUAGCACAGUGGAAGAUUCCGCAAUGGUGUGUUCAGUUCUGUGACCACAUACUGAAUCUAUUCCUUUUUUGCAGGAGUAAAGUCAAGGAAUUGAGCCAAAAACACGAACAGGCAGAACUGGAAAGGAAAGCUACAGAAGUAGAACUUAGUAAAGAAAUCGAAACACGGGAGCAGGAUUUGAAAAUGCAGAGAGAGCAAGUCGACAAACUGCGAGACGAUAUCGAAAACCUAAAUCGCAAAUCAGAGAAAGAGUUGUCAGAAUUGAAGAAGCAAAUCAGGCAACAGAAGGAGGAAGAGCUAGUACGUUUGAACGAAAAUAUGAAAAAGAUUAUGGAGCUGGAGGAGGAAAGGGACAAAACUAAACUGCAAGCGAUGAAAGAACGGGAGGAGUUGCAACAAAAGUGGAGGGAUGAAUCGAAAAACGUGCAGCUUGAAAGGGAGGAGUUGAAACAAAAGCAGCGAGACUACGAAAGGAAAUUUAGCGUACUCGAGGAAUCAAGAAGGGAGGCCAUGUUGGAAAAGGAUGAAUUUGAAAUAGAAAAAUCGAGAGCGCUGGAAGAGAUUCGGCGUCAAGAAAAAAAGCUUGAAGAGUUAAGAACAGAAAGAGAAAAAGUGCUUGAUAUCGCUAAUAACGAUAUCCGAAAGCGACGUGAAGUUCUAGAGUUGGAAUUUUUUGAGGAAAAGAGCGAACUGGAAGAAGAGAGAAAUUAUCUGGAAGAGCAGAAACAUGGUUACGAGGCUCUCGUGGAUAUUACCGCUGACAAUCUAGCGGAAAAGCAGAAUGCUUUGGAUACGAGGACACGAGAAGAAAAUGCGAAAAUAGAGGAAGCCAAACAGAAGCUUCGAGACAUGGAGGAGAAUUUGAAUGAGACCAUAAACACAGCUGAGGAUGAUUUUGUGCGAAAGAGACUGGAUUAUCAAGACAAUGUCGAUAGGCAACAACAAGAAAUCAACAGAACAAGGGAGAAUUUAAACUCGAAGGUUAAAGAAUUGAACGAAUUGAAACAAAAACUUGAGAAAUGCGCAGGAGAAGAAAAAUUACAGGUCCAGAGAGAGAUGGAGCGCACCUCAGCAAUCGUCGAGAUUGAAAAGACUCGACUGGCUUCCUUAGAGGAAGACAAACAAAAAAUGGCAGAAACGUUCGAGAAGGAUAUGGAAGCCGACUUGAUCGCUCUCAACGAAAAGAAACAAAAAGAUAGAGAAGCAAUUGAAUUGGAAAGAUUAAAUUUAGAUUCGUUGGAAGACUCUAAGAGACAGAAGCUGGAGACAGAGGAAGUGGAAUUCAAACAGGCUCAAGAACAGUACAACCAAGCUAAAAUGCUCUUGAUCGAAACUAAGAGAAGUUUAUUGGAUUUGGAGAAAAGGCAAGGCAAGUUCUCCACCAAGGCAGAAGACGGACUUCUACGACUGUCGAAGGUGCUAGAAGGAGAUCUUGUGUCACAGGCAAAGCAGGAAGAUAUGUAUCUCCUGAGGGAGCACAGGAUCUCUUUGAAAGAAAUCGACGUUGAAGGGAAAAUGAAAAUUUCUGAAAAGCAGGAGAUGUUGACUGCGGAAUCGGAAAAACUUUUUAAUCUUAGGAAGAAUCUGAGUUUCGUGUUGGAAGACACCGAAAAAGCACAAGAGAAAGCCGAGGCGGAAUGGCGCGAGUUACAGAGCAGGUUUGCGCAUGACAGAGAAGAGGAGAAGACCACUAGGGAGGCCAUGGAAGAAAGUCUAAGAGACAUCGAAGAGGAAGCGACGCUUUCAAAAAGUCUCACACAAAGAGAGAUCGGAUCCCCAACGACAGUAAGCUUGAUAUUAGCUCACGAGAAACAGAGGUUAGUGCAGACAAGUAUUUCCAGGAAUCAAAGUUUAAAGAAUUGAGAGGCCGAUUCUAACACCCUAACAAGUCCAUUUUUCUCUUUAACUUAUAUUUUUAGAACUUGAACCCCCUUCUUGAAUGAAAACAGAUGGAGUCUACAGGCCCGUUAAGUUACCGGGACCUUCGAGAAACGGGCCCUAGGAAUUUCCUCGUUUCACAGAGUUUUGCAGAUUUUUAUUUAUUAAUUUCUUCGCUACAUCCCACGUAUUUCUACCCUUAUAGUUUUGGAACUGAGAGUUGGGUGCAAAAUCAAACUAUUUCAUUUAGUUGGUAUUGAUCUCACUUCGUACCACCUGCCUGUUUGAAAAUGUAUUAAUACUGCAAGAAGAAAUUCAUUUUUGGUCACUGCAGGGAGUGAAAGGGUUAACCUGACUCACUCUUAAAAGUCAACCUGCUGUAUUAACGAGCAACUUAUUUUUUGCUCUAGAAUCAAAGCGGAGAUGGAAAACAAACUGAGAGAAGUAGAGGAACGUAAAAGUCGCGAGGUGGAGGAACUGAGACUUGAAAAACAGGACAUAUUGAGCAAACUGGACAAAGAGAAGGAAGAUCUGGAGAGACAGAAAGAGGAACUGGAAACGCUCAUUCAUAAAGAAAAGGUAGAAUUGGACAAGGAACGUAAAGUCCUGGAGAGAGAGAAACUGGAGGAGAUUGAGGGGAUUAUCAAAGAUAAAGAGAUGGAGAUAGAGGAACUGAAAGAGAAGGCUCAGCAUGAGAUUGAUGAAUUGCGGGACAGACUUGACGAAACGGAAAGGUUAAACAUUUAUCACUUGGGUUCCUAAACCCUUUAUAAUCUGUAAACAUCAGUUUGCAAGUUGUCCCUACUGUAUAAAACAAAUUUUCGUGUUUGUUUCUCUACAGGGAAGUGGUUCUCUUGCAAGAAAAGCUUUCGACUUACAAUUCAUUCAUGGUGAGUAACGGAAUAUUUCUUUACAGUAAGACAGCUCUUUUUGCACUAAGAAUUUGUGGUUAAUAUGAGAUCAGAAAAACAAUCAAGACAGAUAAAAAAAACCCCUUCAUUAGGGUAUAAGGAGAAGAGUGGAAAUGUGAUAAAUAACUGCAUUUUUUCAGUGCUGCUACCGAAAAGGGGACAGAUUUAAUUUAUUAUGGGUACCACUGGUGAUUGUCAUGAUACACACAUGGGACCAGGUUUAGUUUCCCUUAACUGAAAGUGCCAUUUAGUGGAGUUAAGAGGUCAUAUUAGUAUUUUUCAAGUCGAAGAAAUGUACAGAGUUUGCGGGGAGUAUGUAAACAGGAACCUCUAAAGAAUUUGAGGGUAGUAACGGAUGCAUAUAAUCGGUUGUCAGUAUCCCUUGCAUUGAGUGGUACAAUGAUCCGUUUUGACCAAAAAAAUAUAUCUAUAUAUUCCUAGCAAAAAAAUCAAAUAGAUAAACUACGAACGUACCACCUCAGAAAUGAAUCUGCAGUUGUUUUACUUCUUGUCUGAUUAGGCAGCCAUUUUUCUUUCUUUUGCCAAGGAAAGUACACCGUAUGUCAAAGUUGGCACGCUGCUUAUGUGGAUUUGAAAAGUUGCGGUCCCGAAAGUAAAAUUUUAAUAUUUAUUUUUUUUCGUAUAUGAAUUGUUUCAAUUCUUAGGUGCCUAAUGGUCACGAAGAAGAUGAACUUGCUGAUGGAGAAGUGAUGAACUACAUGUGUCGUCAAGAGGUUUGUCUUAAAAUUGAUCCAACGAUUAGUAAUACGAGGAAAAACUGAAUCCUCUGCAUCGUCAUUCGGAACUCAGCUACAUAUGUCCAACAUCUUUCUACACCGGGAAACCGAUAUCAGAAUUAUCUAUCUUCCUUACUCUUUCUUCGCUAACUGAAAGACACUGAUCAGAGCAGUACGCGGGGCAUUUGUCAACGAGUUCUUUCUUGCUCAGAAUUAGGGCAUCUCACCACGAAAUGAUAACGACGCAAGUUCGAUUUCUCGUGUGGGACUUAAACUCUCCUACCUUUCCCACCUACGUGAAAAAAACUUUUUUUCACAAGUCUUCUUUUAUCGUUAUAUGAUCUUUAUUACUUUAUAUUAUUGACUGUUGUACGAUUUUUUACUUCCUCAGAGUGAACUUUACGGAAGUAAUCUAAGCCUGACUGAUUCAGUGUCACCGCCUGUAAUCACCCCACCCCCCACCCCUGUGAAUCGCUUCUUGGCCUCCGUGAGUUCUUCGAAACGUAACCAGAUCCACGUCUGUAUACCACGUUACAUACUUCGAGGCCUGGGUCGAGAUUCGUACCACGUGUUCGAGGUGAAGGUGAGUGUUUCGAUAAAAUAGAUUUAAUUCAUUCACUCGCCUCCUGAUCAGAGUAAUAAUUCUCCGUUUUGCGGCCUAGCGUUUCAAUAAGCUAGUAAUGGAAGGGUUCCACGUUUAGCCGGCUCGUAAAGAAAGGAUAACAAAUUUUACUCUCCUUUUCUUCAAAAACUCAUUUCGCAAUGGAAAAAAUUCUUAUUGUUCAGAAGUAUUCAAUUAUCUUGCUUAUUCAUGUAACUGGGGGUGCAGGAAGUAGGCAUCUUGACUGAAAAAAGGGCAUUUGAGAGGUUAUAUUGUCUCUCCAAACGUUGUACCGAUAGCAUUAUGGUGUGUGUUAUAUUUCAGAGUACGGUUGGAGCAGAUUCGUGGUCCGUGUAUCGCAGAUAUCGGAAAUUUCGAGAACUGCACAAAUCAAUGAGGAAAUACUAUCAUGAGGUACGUCGUAUCAGACAAUUUUAAGCCUCACUCUAUUUUUCAUUUGUCCCGUUGCUUGGCGACAUGACGUCACCCAAAGCGUCAUGCUCACGAAAAGUGAUUUUCCUAUCGCAAAGCCGAAUACUGUUGUUAUUACAACAAAAGUUUGAGUUUGUUCUCCAAUUAAAACAUAAUGGAAAAUAGUUGUAACACGUCUGUGGAACAUGUAUGGGAAGGAGAGGUUCUGGGUGAGAGUAAACCCGAUAAAAACUGAUUUCGACGACAGUAAAGCAUGCGUUAAUAACUUGAGCAUAGUUCAUCAUCACUAGGCGGGUGUUACGCGUUUUUUCAUAGCAGCUAAGCAGAAACUAUGCAAAAGCACCUGCGUAGCACCUUCGUUUUAUAUUGUUACUUUUAUCCUAUGAAUCAUGUUGGAAACACUCUUUCCCGUUGUCUUUCAGGUUGGUGGUUUAGAUUUUCCAAACCGCCGGUUUUUCGGUAACAGAGCAGAGGAGUUUGUAAGGGCUCGGAGAGCGCAGCUAGAGGUCUGAUAAAACUUUUUAUUUGCUGCCCAUAUUGUCUGUGCGCUGAUUGACGUAAUUAUUUUCCCUUCUUCCCAUCUCCUAGUUCGCUUAUUUGAGAAAUUUAGUGCAUAUGGCACGAUGAUGUUGUCGUCUAAUUCAGUAAAUUCCGUUUAUGUAAAAGCAUUUUGAGGUAUUCAGAGCGCACAAAUGCCUGAUCACUGCACGUGUAGAGAGUAUUUUUGAGGAAGCUUGCCAUUCUAGCAAACUGGCAAAACUCUAAUGAAGUUGAAGGAAAGUUUCCUCGCUAAAUUUUAAGUUAAAGUAAACGUUCCAUUUGAAUUUCAACUGGCUACAUUUCCAUUUUCGGCCAGUUGAAAGUUUCCACUGAAUUCUAACUUUCGUUAAGUCAUCCCUUACCUUAACUGGUUUUCUGUUCUCUCUUUUCAGACAUAUCUUCAGUCAUUCAUUGGGCUGUGUUCCAAAAUUUCAGACUGCCCCAUAUCAGCCAUGUCAGGCCGGCCCCUCACAAAACGGGACCUGUGCGAUUUCGCGCCAUUUUUCAAACAGGGAAUCUUUGAACAAACAAAGAAUUACACCGGGUAGUCUAACGGGUGGCGAAAGAAGACAGUGGGCUCGUGGUGUGUGGUAGAGAGUAUUGCCUGGUGAUAUGACGUAGCUUACUUCAUGAUCAGAUCAUGUUCGUGGUUUAUCCACCGGCCGAUACUAGUCGAAAUAUUCCCGGAUCAGUCACGAGAAUUUGCCGAAAGUAACAUGUCGUUGGGCAUACAUAACGCGUCUCUAUGAAGGGCGGUAAAACCAAAUACAAAGUAAUGGCAAGAGCCGAUCAGAGCUAAGAACAUUUCAUAAGGAGCCAAUAAGAAGCCGGGUGGAAAAAACUAAGAACGUAGGAUGUUUACUAGGUUAGAACAGAAAGGUAAGAAUUGUAUGAUAACCCUUUAAGUCCCAUGAGUGACCAAGACAGAAUUUCUCCUUACAAUAUCGAUACAAUAUCAAGCAGACGAGUAAUGAGAAUAAAGACAAAUAUUAAUUAGGAGAUGAUUAGUUGGUCCAAUACCAAAUUCUCUGAACUAACAUCGUGAGAAUUAUAUGGCAGACAGUAAGGAGAAUUGCUGAUGAGAUCUUGGGAGUUAAAGGAUUAAGUGGUUAACGAGUUAAAAGAGGCCUUUAGAAUUCUAAGAAUAUUAUAUGAGUUAGUUUUGAGAUAACUUCCAUAUUUUCUUAGGUAUCGAUAAUCUCCUGAUAUGUAUUGUCAAAAGACGAUCAAUAAUUUGACUCCACUGUAAAAUUAAUGUUUCAUUUUUUGGCAUUUUGGGAGCGGGGGAGUGUGGAAUAAUUUUUGGAAUCCAAUGAAUUUCUUUAAAAUUUUGUUUUGUAGUAUGAAGAUUUGGACAAUUUUGUAAACUUUUCCGUUUAUCCUUUUUUUCUAAAAUUAUAGAAAAAACUACUUUUAAACAGUCACACAAUUUGAGUGCCAGUAUAUUUGUCUUAGACAUUGCCAGAGUUCCAUUUACCGAAUGGCUAUCGCAGUUUCGAGUCUGAACAUAUUAACCAAAGCCGUGAGGAAAGUUGCCGUAAACAAUCAUCCCUUUUUACAAGUGAUAAUUGCGUUAUUAAUAACAGAGGAAUUGUUUUCUUUUUGGAAAUAAUAAUUGUAUUUAUGUGAACAGCAAACCUCUGACAUCGCUUAUUUAAAAUUAUUAUUGGCUUUUGUUAGUCAAACGAUAAAAGAUUGUGAUAAAAAAAAUCGAAUUUAUAGGAUCAGUUAUUUUAUGGAUGUAUGAUGCAAAUAAAGGAUAAAAAUUGUGCCGA